Bolinopsis microptera is the source of this 1854-nucleotide messenger RNA. RefSeq names its product heterogeneous nuclear ribonucleoprotein A1-like. The record is from RefSeq and is a predicted model, not a curated record. Bases 6 to 1457 code for a protein of 483 amino acids. Gene Ontology annotation, molecular function: RNA binding. The transcript is spliced from 3 exons. Lineage: Eukaryota; Metazoa; Ctenophora; Tentaculata; Lobata; Bolinopsidae.
GCAGCAUGGGUGAUCAAGAUUACAGCUCAGACGCCGGACUAAAGCGUCCCCCACCCCCAGAUGAGUACAGCAGUUAUGGGGGAGAACAAGGAGGAAACUACGAUGCCGGAGCCGGUGGAAACUACCAGGAAAGCUCUGGUUACAGUUACGACGCCGGUGGCCAAGCUGACAGCGGUGGCCAAGCUGACAGCGGGUACACCUACGAUCCCAAUGCGAGCAGCGCUGCAACUCCAUACGAUCCAAAUGCUAACACUGGUAAUCAAUAUGCUCCCAAAGCUAGCACUAGGGGCAACAGCUAUCACCAGGAGGCUCCAGAUGCUCAGCCGGACGAACAGCAGUCCCAGGGAGGUGGCUACAACCAGGGAGGCGGCUACAACAACCAGGGCAACAACAACUACAGAGGUCGAGGAGGAGGCAGAGGCCGGGGCCGGGGCGGCAAUAACAAACAAAACUAUUACAACCAAGGUGGCAAUAACUACAACAGCCAGAAUCAAGGCGGUUACAACCAGCAGACCUACUACACGCAAGGCCAAGGUCAGCCUGGAGGUGGUCAGGGUGAUUUUAACUACGGUGGGGAAGAAGGUGUCGAUUACGGAUAUAUGUCGAAGAAGAGGAGGAUUAUUGAUGAUGUCUACAGAUUUCUGGUGCCUACCAGAACUGUUCGUGUGAUCAUUGGCAAGGGCGGUGAAACAAUCAAGAGUAUAAAAUCUAUUGUUCCUGAAUCAAAGAUAUCCAUCUAUGCUCAGGGAACCAACAAUUCUGAGAUACCCCACAAUGCGUCCGACAGAGUUAUGAGCGUGCAGUGUCCGCUGGAAUCCCUGGCCAAGAUUUUGAAUGAACUUGUUCCUAAAAUGCAGCUUUUCGAAGGAGGUAAACUCGACAUCAGGUUGCUGGUCCCCCAACAUUCCUGCAGCGCAGUUAUCGGACAAAAAGGAGCCACGAUAAAACAAAUCAAAGAAGAAACUAACAGCAGUUUUAUCGGCGUUCACAACGACCCGCUGCCAAACUCAGAGGAGCAUGUAGUGAAAGUAAUAAACACAGAUCUGCAGGGCUGUGUUGAGGCUGUGGUUAGGGUAUGUGCCAGCAUUACUGAGACGAAGGGAAAACAGCACGUUACUUUCUACGAUCCCCAGGUAUGGCAGAAGGGUUCCUAUGGAGAUACUGGUAGUUGGCUGGAGACAGCGAAUGAUUACGGCGGUGGACGUGGGAGAGGUCGCGGCGGGCGCGGUGGACGCAGCGGAUUCUACAACAACCGUGGGGGCGGUGGUGGCGGUGGAUAUGGCAGUGGUGACGGUGGUAACAGCGGAUAUUAUAACCAGCAAAACAGCGGAGGAUAUGAUAAUCAACAAGCUGAGAACCAAUCCUACAACUACGAUCCCAACACGGAAACGGCGGCUGAUAACAACAAAACGGAAGGCCAAGGACAGGAAAACUAUGUUUCGUACCCGAGUUAUUAGGCAGCAGUCUGACAGACUUGUUAUCACAACCUGCACUCCCGAAUUUAACAUAUUUUAUUUUAUCAUUACAAACUUUGUUAAAACUAUAUGAUGUUUCACAUUGACGGUGAAUAAGUUAUAUCGAUUGUUUGAUAAGAGACGACUAUAAAGACUUAUUCGAAGAUCCUAACGAUUAUUUGAUUCGCCCGGAGGCGCUCUUGAAAUUUUAUGUCAGCCGAAAUACAGACUGUUCUUUUAUAGUGCUGACCCUUUCGAAGUUGAAUAAACUUAACUUAUUAAACAUUAUUAUGUGGAAGUUGAAACAUAAAAUUCGGUACACACUUUAUCUCUGCGAUGAAUUGAAAUGUCCUGGCUUCGUUUUUAUAACCCCCUAGCGCGUUCCAAUUGACGACUUUUU